AUGGCCAAGGAAUCCAAGGGUACCAAGCGUUCUACCAUCCACGACGUUGUCGCUCGUGAGUACACCAUUCACUUGCACAAGCACGUCCACGGCAGAUCCUUCAAGAAGCGUGCUCCCCACGCCAUCAAGGCCAUCAAGGCCUUCGCCCAGAAGACCAUGGGCACCUCGGAUGUCCGUGUCGACCCCAGCUUGAACAAGCAGAUCUGGUCCAAGGGUAUCAAGACCGUCCAGCACCGCAUCCGCGUCCGCUUGUCCCGCAAGCGUAACGAUGAUGAGGAGGCCAAGGAGAAGUUGUACACCUACGUCUCCUACGUUCCCGUCACCUCCUUCAAGGGCCUCGAGACCCAGGUCUGCGACGAGUAA
Molecule: messenger RNA, 363 nt
Organism: Linnemannia hyalina
Lineage: Eukaryota; Fungi; Mortierellomycota; Mortierellomycetes; Mortierellales; Mortierellaceae
Source: the annotation of a GenBank genome assembly